This is a messenger RNA of Cottoperca gobio, 941 nucleotides long. RefSeq names its product heat shock protein 30-like. Gene Ontology annotation, cellular component: nucleus; cytoplasm. Lineage: Eukaryota; Metazoa; Chordata; Actinopteri; Perciformes; Bovichtidae. The coding region runs from base 179 to 928 and encodes 249 amino acids. The transcript has a single exon. Gene Ontology annotation, biological process: response to heat; protein refolding. The record is from RefSeq and is a predicted model, not a curated record.
UGUAUGAUGUAAGAUUACUGCAAUUUGGGUUAAUGGACACUUACAUCUAAUAACAUAAGUUUGAGUGACAUCUAGUGUUAAACUUCUGCAAAUGCAGGAAAGUUCCUGAAAACACGGGAGAGACCCAUUGACGUCAGCACUCCUGAGUAACAGCUCCGCCCAGUGGAGAGCUGUGGUAAUGGCAGGAAAGUUCCUGAACACUCUGGCGCUCCUGCAGUUAGAAUAUAAAAGCUGGGACAGUCCCACUGCGGAGACAGAAAGCAACACAAAAGAGAAGACACACUUCAACAAGAGUACUCACACACUGAAGAUGCUGUGCUCUCAUGGAUUCCAGUCUGCCCUCAGUCCAUUCAUAGAGUUCUACUGGCCUGUACGCAGUCUGAGGUCAGAGGUCAUACCUCUGCUGCACCAGCAGGCUCUACUGCAGAGAAACAUACAGGAGCUCUACAGCAGUCUGAUGGACAAACUACAACACAAGAUCCUGCAGGAGACACAGCCUUUCCAAACCAGUGUUGUCCUGCGACCUACAGUCUCCUACCAUCUGGAGAAAGAGGGAGAGCCCUUUGGCCUGACUCUGGACACUCAGGGCUUUUCUCCAGAGGAGCUGUCUGUCAGGCAGGAGGGCAGGAAGCUGAAAGUCAGCGGGAAGACAGAGAAGAAGCAGGAAGACGAGAAAGGCUGCUACUCUUACAGACGGCAGGAGUUCACACAGGAGUUUGAACUGCCUGAUGGGCCGAAACCUGAAGCCGUCACCUGCUACCUGGCUCCAGACGGGAAGCUCCACAUCCAGGCAGCCGACGCCCCAUGUGUGGAGGAGGCUGAGAGAGAGCGGACUAUCAGGAGGAGCUCGACGGAGAAAACACAGCAGAGUGUGUGUUCAUAUACAGAAGGCAGGAGCACGCAGGACAAUCCUGAAAACAUGGACUAACCUACAUGAUGUU